This is a messenger RNA of Elgaria multicarinata webbii, 942 nucleotides long. RefSeq names its product testis-expressed protein 47-like. Gene Ontology annotation, molecular function: blue light photoreceptor activity; FAD binding. The record is from RefSeq and is a predicted model, not a curated record. NCBI's taxonomy places the organism in Eukaryota, Metazoa, Chordata, Lepidosauria, Squamata, Anguidae. The transcript has 7 exons. Bases 1 to 837 code for a protein of 278 amino acids.
AUGUCGGGAUUUAAAGUAGGCACCUUAGCAAUAGGAAAUGACAAGAAAGUCACUGAGAUAUGGGAGAGGCAGGAAGAAUCACCAUCUGAGGAGGAGAGGACAAACCUUCUUGAUCAGCUUCUCUAUGAGAAGGCACACAGUGGCCCAGAGGCAUCAAAAUCUCUUAUCCACAGGCUGAUUUUCCUGGCCAAGAUCUCGCCAGACCUGGCUGAUAAAAGGGAUUUAGCUGAAUAUUGGGAACAACUGUUUGUGAGUCUGCAACGCUACUAUUAUCAGGGUGAAGGGAUCACAGGCCUGCUUCUGCUCUAUCCCACAUACAUUGUACACAUAUUGGAGUCAUCCAGUGAUGUGCUUUACUCUGUCCUGCGGGACCUGAGGGACAUGGAGCAGCAGGAGAGGGUGUUAGUCCUAGAUGCCAAGAUCCUCAUAAUGUCCCAUAAUCUCCCCAUCCGACUCUUCCAGCAGUGGAACUACAAGGUGCUGAAUAUGCCAGAGAGACACCUGGGCUAUGAUACGUCUCAUCAGGAGGCAGCUGAGGCUCUUAUCUCUGAAUGCCUGACAGCACUUCUGAAACUUGGCAAGCAUCUGCUGAAGUACCCCAAGAGCCCCAAGAACCUCCCAGACACCAUCCUGGAGAAGGUACCAGAGCUCAUUGUUCCCCAAGACACCAUCUGUCAUCUGCUGGAAUGCCAAGAGUUGCUGAGUCCAGCUCAGUACCUGAAUCUUUUUGACUCCCCUGUGAACAUCCUGAUGGACUCAGAGAACAUGUGGCCUUUGACGGAGCGCUUAAAACUACGUCUUGAAUGGGCAGCUGUAAAAGGAAUCUGCGUCCCCUGAGGAACAAGACUAAGACUCAGCGCUUUGGCUGCAGGGCAAACUCCUAAAUGUAAUAAAUGGAAAUAAGGAAAUGUAUUUGCAACAUCUGGAAUACAGUGUUAGCAG